Messenger RNA from Hemiscyllium ocellatum (epaulette shark), 2099 nucleotides. Its product is annotated as mRNA-decapping enzyme 1B-like. The coding region runs from base 1 to 1839 and encodes 612 amino acids. Gene Ontology annotation, biological process: deadenylation-independent decapping of nuclear-transcribed mRNA; deadenylation-dependent decapping of nuclear-transcribed mRNA; positive regulation of catalytic activity. The transcript has 9 exons. The record is from RefSeq and is a predicted model, not a curated record. Gene Ontology annotation, cellular component: P-body. NCBI's taxonomy places the organism in Eukaryota, Metazoa, Chordata, Chondrichthyes, Orectolobiformes, Hemiscylliidae. Gene Ontology annotation, molecular function: mRNA binding; enzyme activator activity.
AUGGCGGCGGUAUCGGGGAGCAGAGGAUUGGAUAUUAGCCUCGCAGCCUUACAAAGGCAGGAUCCGUAUAUUUUUCGGAUUGUGGACGUGGCUAGUCAGGUAGCGCUAUACACCUUCAGUCAGAGAGACAAUGAAUGGGAGAAGACUGACGUCGAAGGGACCUUAUUUGUUUAUGCAAGAUCUGCUUCUCCAAGGCAUGGUUUUACCAUCAUGAACAGACUUAAUGUGGAGAACAGGACUGAACCAAUUACCAAGGAUUUGGACUUUCAGUUACAAGACCCUUUUCUACUCUAUAGAAAUGCACAAUUGUCAAUCUAUGGCAUCUGGUUCUAUGAUGAGGUGGAAUGUCAAAGAAUUGCAGAACUUAUGAAGAAUUUAACUCAGCUGGAGCAGUUGAAGGCACAACAAGAAGUUGGAUCACCAAUUUCUAACCAAAAUGAAGCAGUGGACAUUGUGCAGAUGCUGUUCAAGGCUGAACACGAAUAUAAUAAGGUUAAGCUGUCUUCUGAGCCAAAACAGAUGACUAGUUCCAAUCUGAUUCGCAAUAGUUCAAAUUUGAUCAAGCCAAUUCCAAUUAAAUUGACUGAGUUUGGAACAGACACUCAUUACCAACAAGUACAGCAACAGAACAAGAGCACAGAAUUGGGAACAAAACAUUUGAAUUUGGCGGUCUUGUUUGGAACACAAGAAAAAUCUACUUUAACUAAUGUGCCAAAUGAAACACAGGAAUUCAAGAGUAAAGCUUCCAGUCGACCAGCUGUUGUACGUUCUCUGUCUUAUGAGGAACCCAGAAAACUGCUCGAGCUUGAAACUUCCCAAAAUGUCAAAAAGCAGUUUUGUCCUGCUAUUCAGAAACUAAUGAGUCGUGGAGUUGACCUGCAUCCAGUAUCUGAGUUACCAGAAAAUCAUUCUUGUGAAAACCAAAGUGAAAGAAGUGUGGAAGAAUCAUUAGCAGGACUGUUCCAAUCUCAAUCCUCAACAGGAAAUAUCUCUCUGCAGCAAACUCGCUUGGAUAAAUCCAGUUCCUUAUUCCCUAAAGGUACUCACAAGUUGCUUCAGAAACUACAUUGUACCCAGGCAUCAAUUUCCACAUCAUGUCCGACUGUUAUACACUCUGACCUCUUCAGCAGAACUCCGAAUGGUUCCCAGAUGCAGCCUGUUUCACAGUCUCAUUCUGCCUAUCUUAGCUCCACCCGACAAGUGCAACCUGAAAUGCACCAUGUUCCAACAAUAGACAAGUCCAAGAGCACUAUUGCCUCAAAUAGUUGUACUAAUCAAAUACAAGCCUCCAGUAUCAUACCCCCUCAUGAAUUGUUUCAGAAGCUGCAGAUAGUUCAGCAGGAUCAGCAACAUCAUGCUGGAAAAAUGACUCUUGCAGCUAAGUUUUCAGCUCAGCCGCCACCAUUAGUCAAUCAGUCUGAUUCUGCAAUGAAACAUUUUGAUUCUCAAACUGAAAAAUUUAUCAGUUCAGAAAAACCAAACCUACUUAUUCAGGCAAUCUCCCCACAGCGCAUUCCAGCUACAGUUAUACCAUCUCUGUUGAUGUCGCCCACAGUGUUCACCCAGUCUUCAGUGGGAAAGCCAAUGACGAGAGUAGAAGCAAGUGCCAUACUUUUACCACAGACAGAUACCAUUAUGGCUCCGAAACAGUUACACAGUGGUUUGCAUUCAUCUGCACAGGUGGCAGAGCUGACUAUUAAAAAAACACAUACGCUUACCAAGACUCAGUUACAGGAAACUCUUUUGUAUCUUUUGCAGAAUGAUCCCAACUUUGUGAAUGCCAUUUAUGAAGCUUAUCUCACAAGCCAAUCAAACACCUCAGCAGAGAAGAAAACUUGAAAGUUUGAUGCAAGAUGUAUAAGUAGAUCUAAUUUAGUGAAAAUAGUCGAUGGUUCAUACUACUAAAAUAAUUAUUUUGUUCUUAUUUUGUAAGAGUAUUUUUGCUUUGAAAAUUAUGUUUGCUUUGAAUAGAACAGCUUAAAGGGCUACCUUUCACACUGGAUAACUUUUACUGCUGCUCAGGCUACUUUUUAAGCUGUUUUAAAAUUAUGAUCAUUUUAAAAAAGAAUUGCAAUAUCUGAAAAAUUAUUUUAUCUAAA